Molecule: messenger RNA, 4453 nt
Organism: Myotis daubentonii (Daubenton's bat)
Lineage: Eukaryota; Metazoa; Chordata; Mammalia; Chiroptera; Vespertilionidae
Gene: LDAH
Product: lipid droplet associated hydrolase
Exons: 7
Coding region: 77-1066 (329 amino acids)
Biological process (GO): lipid storage
Cellular component (GO): lipid droplet
Molecular function (GO): lipase activity
Source: RefSeq, a predicted model, not a curated record
UAGUAUGUAAUUAGAGCACUGUCCUUGGUUCAUCUGACACUUGUUUGCAGGACUGAGUUACCUUGGAUUCUUCGAAAUGAACUCAGAAAUCAAGGAAGAAAUUCCUGUGCAUGAGGAAUUCACUUUAUGUUGUGGAGUUGAAACCCAGGUUCUAAAAUGUGGGCCCUGGACUAACCUCUUUAAUGAUCAAAGUGCCAACAGGCCUAAACUGCUCAUUUUCAUUAUUCCUGGUAACCCAGGAUUUUCUGCCUUUUAUGUGCCAUUUGCAAAGGCUUUAUACUCUGCAGUAAACAGGCGCUUCCCAGUUUGGAUUAUCAGUCAUGCUGGCCAUGUUCUGGCCCCCAAAGACAAGAAGAUUCUUGCCGCUUCGGACGAUCCAAAUGCUCAAGAAAUUAAGGACAUCUAUGGACUCCGUGGUCAAGUAGAACACAAGGUCGCUUUCCUGAGAACUCAUGUGCCAAAGGAAACCAAGCUGGUGGUCAUCGGCCAUUCAAUAGGCAGCUAUUUUGCCCUUCAGAUUUUGAAGCACGCGCCUGAGCUCCCAAUAAUUCGCUCCUUUCUGCUCUUUCCAACAAUUGAGCGAAUGUCCGAGUCACCCAACGGCAGGAUUGCCACUCCGUUUCUGUGCUGGCUUCGAUAUGCUCUCUAUGUUUCUAGCUACUUAUUACUUAAACCAUGUCCGGAGACAAUCAAGUCCUGGCUGAUGAGAAUGGCCCUUCAAAGGAUGAACGUGCAGAGUGAAUUUUCGGUCCUUAGUGUGUUGGAGCCAUUCUGCCUUGCUAAUGUUGCCUACCUUGGGGGCCAGGAAAUGAUGGAGGUGGUGAAGAGAGACAACGAAACCAUAAAGGAGCACUUACCUAAGCUUACGUUUUACUAUGGAACUAUAGAUGCUUGGUGUCCAACAAAGUACUAUGAAGACAUAAAGAAAGAUUUCCCAGAAGGAGAUAUUCGGCUCUGUGAGAAAAAAAUAGCUCAUGCUUUCAUCCUCCAUUCAUACCAGGAAAUGGCUGACAUGGUCGCGGACUGGCUGAAGGACGACCUGUCCAAAGUGGACAUCGCGACAUAAGGAAGCAAAGACUGACAGCUGGUGCAUAGGGGCCAUGGUGUACUGACUCUCGGUAGUAACUAGUAGACUCCGUAGGUCAAUGCUUAAUUUCGGUGUUUGAUUAUGGAAAAGAGAAAAAAGUGAAACCCUCUUGGCUUAAAAACUACCCACUCCCAACGUCCCACGCUACUGGCUGCAGUAAACACAGGUAACGAAAUACUCCAUAGGUUCAACUACAUGUUUUCCGAGGCUCAGGAACACAGUGGCCUAAACAGGUCUCCGAUGUUUGCCCAGGGGCGCCAUGCGGCUUGUCUUGGUGGGCAGGGCCCUUGCAGACCAGAGGAAGGCUAAAUGCAGUGAUUGUAAUUGACGUACAUCGUAGAGGAGGCUCUGCUAGGGGAGGUUAGGAAAUGCCUACUAGGAGACGUAAGAGGUCAGGGAGCGUCCGGUGUGCAGUGCAUCUUGCCAGGGGACCUGAGUCUCCCUCAGGACAGAAGCCGAAGAGCAGCCCAAACUAACCUUGCCGGGGUCUUGCCGAGACCAUCACUAUCAGGCUGGGUACCAGGACAGCCUGCAGACCUACGUCACACAUCGCCACGUCAGCCUUUGGUCUGGCCACCAGGGCACAGCCCCACGCAGAGCCAGCAUCGGGGCAGGCACUGCCUGUGUCCGUCCGUCUCUGGGAAGCUUCCCUGAGGAGUGUGAUUCCUGGUCCAUGUGCAUCAGCCAGAAUAAAGUUUGCCAGGCAUCCCUCUGCUCAACUAACCGGCUAAGCUGGAAGGAUCCUGGCUAUGCCUCCAGCCACACGACAGCCAGCCAGCUCCGUGCCGAGCCUGGGCCUGCUGGGUGAGGAGCUCCUUUGCCGGCUCCUCUCCUCCAGAGCAAGGUUGGGGAGGCCCGACUGCCUCUCAUCAGCCCGGACCUACCAUCAGUUAUCCCUUCUGUGAAUUUCUUCAAUGGAACUCCACUGAGGACCAAGCAGUGAGCCGGGUACUGUGCUAGGCAUUGAGGGGAGUCUUAGCUAUAUUACGAUUCUUCUGACAACCUCCAAAAGGGCAUCCUUAAAUUGCUCAGUAGAGCAUAACCAUAAAUGAUUGUUCCGUUUCCGCAUUAGCACAUUAGUUGGGAAGAAACUGUUUUACUAAUGAACCAAAAUUAGCCAUUCAAUUAUGUAAAUUUGCCUUCUCCGGACACCUUGAGGUCCAGGAGAGAAGCAGCUUGUUCUCUGGCCCAGGGCGGCCAACAGCAUUGCUGCCUUCCCCCAAAGCAGCUCACCCUGGGCCAGGAGCCAACACCUCGCACUGAGUCUUGCAUCAGAAGCAUUAGGUUUUCUCCGGGGGAAUCCCUCGGGCUUUGGACAAUGUGGCGUUGGCCUUGCCCUCAAAACCUGAAGCCCCGAUGGCAGAGGCAGCCCUGAUGUGCUGCCAACCCCGUGGUGAGUGUUGGACAAGCUGCUAGCGGCCAGGGCCUCUGCGUCAGAGCAGAUGGCUUUGUGGACAAGAAGCGUCCCAAGUUCCAGGCAAGGAGUGCUCUUGGCUCCAAAGAGGAGCCGGGCACACACAGGCCACUGGCUCAGGCUGCACACUGCCUCCUCAGGGCAUCUGCGUGGGGAGGCCUUCUAGACCAAGCAUGUCAAACUCACGGUCCGUGGGCCACAUGCCUCGUUUAUUUGGCCUGUGUUAGCCUUUGAGUUUGACAUGCUUGUUCUAGAUUCUGGUGUUAGCAGCUGGGACUUGUGGCUCCAACGUGCCUGGCAGACAGGAGACGCUCAGUGGUAUGAACUUGAGCCCUUAAGCAAGUCCUGGGAGAAUCGUACCCACGGAAACGCAGCCUAGCAUCCCAGCUUCUCUCAGUGUCACUAUUCCACAUGCCUCUGUGUUCCAAAAGCCCACGUGGAUGAAAUUGUAUCUCAUUUUGUUCUUCAGAACUUAAAAACUGGUUAAAAGUGAAAUGAUAAAGUAUUACUGGCUCUUAUUUCCUGUUUAUCAUCUAAGCACCAAAUAACUUUUUGAAAUAAAUGCUUUACCAGCGCUCAUGAGCUUGCUUGGCCCGGUGGCCGUGCGCUGGGGGGGGGGGGGGGGGGGGGGUACCAGCUGCACAGUUCUCUGAGGUAGACUUGGGUCAAAGUCUCCCUGUGAAGCUGAAAAGCCUCUCUUCUCAGUAUUUGUCUUAGAGAAGGAAGGAUCAGAUUUCAGGAGAUUGAAGUUCAUUUUAUUUCAUUAGGAAUUAAACAAAAGACUGCAUGUUUCCAUGCAUAGGUAGGAGGGGAUAAGGUAGGUGAACUCUGAGGCCUGGCCUUCAGUGUGAUUUUUAGGCAACUUCAUCUGGUUUCUCCGUGCCUCGCUGUCCUCAUUUGUAAGAUAGGAUUAAUAACAAUGCCUGCUUCCGAUUGUUGGAAGAAUUAAAGAAGAUGACAACAUUAAAGCAUUUAGCACAAUCCCUGACCAAGAGUAUCUAGAUCAAGAUUGGCAAUAAUAAUAAUAAUGAUAAUAAAUAUUGUCAUGAUAGUAAAAAUAAAAGACUAAUAUUGAUGUGAUGGAUAAAGUCUAUUUUUCCAGAAGCAUUUCUGCGUGUAUGUCCCAGUCAGCCACAUGGGUGGUCCUUGUCAAAGAUUUAACUUCAUUCAGGUUACCUAGUGCCCUUGGUUCUCAGUCUGCUCUGGGCCGUGGGAGGGGCUCUCCAAAGGCAGCCAGCCCCUGUGGCUCUCGUGGUCUGACGUCCAAGGUGGCCAGGACCCUCGCCGUCUGCUCCCCCACUCAACCCCUGGAAAAGACUUGAUUCUUCUUUAUCCUACAUUGUAUCAAAAUUAAUUUCCAGCCCUGGCUGGUGUGCUCAGUGGUUAGAGUGUCGGCCCACGCACUGAAAGGUCACCGGUUCAAUUCCCGGUCAAGGGCACAUACCUGGGUUGUGGGUUUGCUUCCUGCCCCCUGGUCAAGGUGGUUGUGAGAGGCAGCCUGUCGAUGUGUCCUUCUCACAUUGAUGUUUCUGUCUCUCACUGCCCCCUUCCCCCUUCCUCCCUUCCACUCUCUGAAAAGCAAUGGAAAAAAAUACCCUCUGGUGAGGAUUAACUAAAAUCAAAAAAAUUAAUUCCAGAUUAAAGGACACUAAGGAGACAUGACAAUAUACAGCAACACCUGAUUCUGGAUCCGAAGUUUUUAUUACAAAACCAUUGUUGGGACGAUUUGCUCGACUCGAAUGGGGUCUAAAGCUCAGCUGGGAGGAAGGGGUGUGCAGGGGUUGGGACGUGGGGAAGCAGAAGGCCCUGUAUGCGCUGAGAUGCACUGGUCCGCUCACUCAGAUGGCUCCGAGGGAAUAUCCCUGCAUUUUACUAGCAACCUUUGUGUAAAUUCCAGAUGAUUUUGGAAUUUGUAAAAGUAAUUAUUUGAAUAAAAGCAGGCUCUCUCCUUU